UUUACAAUUGUGUGAAGUUAGUUUUUCAAAGUUGGGCACCAGAGUAAAAUGCAACUCAAGACUAUUUUGCUUUCUCUUCUGAUUGUCGGGGCUCUUGGAAAUGAUGAAAAUAGCUCAAGUAGAUGUACAAAGCGGCCAGCAGUGACAGGACCUUGCGAGAAGUAUGUGAAAAAGUGGUAUUAUGACGUCCACUUGAGGGACUGCCUAAUGUUCCACUGGGGAGGAUGCGGGACGUCGGAAAAUAUGUUCGACAACUAUUAUGAGUGCUGGGACGUGUGCCAAGACGCCUAGAUAUCACAGGAAUUGUUGCCAAAUAAUCAAAAGCAGUUAAAAUUCCAAAAUGAAGCGUGUGUCUGUUUGCCUUAUGGUGCUUCUACUUUUGUGUAUGGCUGGUAUCUGGGCCUACGAUAAGAUCUUCCUAGCAAAAUGCGAUGACAAACCCAGUCAAACAGGCCCUUGCAAGGCGUCCUUUCAAAUGUGGCGCUUCAUCAAAGAACAAAAGAUCUGCGAGUCCUUCACCUAUGGUGGUUGCCAGGGAACGAACAAUCUGUUUGACCAGGAAGAGGAUUGCAAGACGGCGUGCUUAGUGUAAACUUUUAAAAUAAACAACACUCUCUACAAGUAA
This is a messenger RNA of Drosophila ananassae, 625 nucleotides long. RefSeq names its product isoinhibitor K. The transcript has 3 exons. Gene Ontology annotation, molecular function: serine-type endopeptidase inhibitor activity. Lineage: Eukaryota; Metazoa; Arthropoda; Insecta; Diptera; Drosophilidae. Bases 341 to 592 code for a protein of 83 amino acids. The record is from RefSeq and is a predicted model, not a curated record.